Molecule: messenger RNA, 4219 nt
Organism: Plutella xylostella (diamondback moth)
Lineage: Eukaryota; Metazoa; Arthropoda; Insecta; Lepidoptera; Plutellidae
Source: RefSeq, a predicted model, not a curated record
CUGCUUGUAAAUAAAGGCUGUAAAUAUAGCAAGUAAUAAUGAGUUUGGGUGCGCGCGCCCCCAAGGGUGGUGCGAAGGGCAAGGAGGGGAAGACGCAGGAGAAGGGGAGGGGCGGGGAGAAGACACAGCCCAAGGAGAAAGUCAAACCACAGGCUACCACAGAACAGCUGCGUAUGGCAAACAUGAUCGACCGACAGAAGGACGACGCGUUUGAUGUACGCAGAAUGGUCCAAGAGCUAAUGGAGAUGACGUGCCGCACUGAAGAGGAGGUGUGCUCGGCGCUCCACGACGCGGACAAUGACAUGCAGGCGGCUUGUAACCUGCUGCUGGAGGAGACUCAACCUAUACAGGGCGAAUGGCAGACCAGUGAGAAGAAGAAGAAGAAACCAGCUCCUCCCGCCAGCAACGGCGAAGUCGAGCCCCCGCGUGACCCACGCUCGCGCUCCGGGCCCAGACCACGCAGAGGCGAAGGCAUGGGCGGCGCAACCAGGGGCCGCGGGCGCGGGCGCGGCGCGGGCGGCGCUCGGGGCCGCGGCCGGGGCCGGCACACCGCCCCUGACCACAGCGGCUAUGAUCAACCACCGCACGAGCAUAGUAUGCAUGGUCCAAGCCACGGCGGCGACUCGUUCCCGGCCACAGAGGACUGGGAUAACGAGGAGUGGUCCGGCUCCCUCACCGACACCAAGGUGUUCACGCCGAGUGUCAGCACACAGGCCGAGGCGGACGCUUCGCUGGCGCAGGUCAACAGCGCGGCGGAGGACUGGGACAACCCUCCCGAGGGCAACAACGGUCUGCCGGCGCACCUCCCCACGUACACUUACCACAACGCCUGCGCGCCGCCGCAGCCUAAUACCACGGCGCAGUUACCUCGCGCGGCGGCCGCGGCCGCAACCCCGGACCCGCCGCUCGAACACACGCUCGCCGCGCCCGCACAGCCGAUGGGCAUGUCGGGCAGCCUGACGGCCGCACAGAGCCAGUACCUGUCGCAGCUCACGCAGCAGUCGCAGCGGCACGACAACAGUGUAUACACGACUAACUACGGCGUGUACGGGUCGGGAGACAUCACGAGCCAGCGCAAGCCGCAGCGGGCGCGGGUGCCGCCGCCUUCUAAGAUCCCGUCGUCAGCAGUGGAGAUGCCGGGCGGCGGCGACGGCGGCAGCUUCCUCGACGUGCAGUUCGGGGCCAUCGAGCCCGACCUCGACCUCACGCCUAAACAGCAAGUGCCAGCGCAGCCAGAGCCGCAGCCAGCUCCAACGCCCACUCACGAGCCUGUCGCAGAGACCAACACAUACAACCCCAACACUAGCAGUAUGCAUACCCUGCUGAAUAGUAAGAAUAGUGCACAGUUGGAGUCGCAGCCGGCACCAACACCUAAUCACGAGCCCGUCGCAGAGACCAACACAUACAACCCCAACACUAGUAGCAUGCUAAGCGAGUCCCUGUCGACGCCGCUAGAGCCGCCGCACAGCAAGCCCCAGCCUCGGCCGCAGCCGCAGACACACAGCACCACGCCAUCAUCGGUAUCCGUAGAGAAACAGCUGACGUCGAGUAUGAAACAGAUGUCUGUGACGUCACCACCGCCCGCCGCGCCGCCCGCCGCGCCCCCGCACACGCAACACAAGACGGUGGGACAACAGAACGUGUAUGCCGCGGUUCACGCGCCGCCCGCCGCCGUCUACCCGCCCAAUGUUUAUGCUACGCAGCAGGUGAACUCGACAGUGGGCACGUCGCUGAGCAACCCGGCGGCCAUGGGCGCCGCCUACCCGUCCAGCGUCACGCUCCCGCAACAGACCAUGAUCAACAGUUAUCAGGUAAUGUAUUUACUAUCCGCUACCCAGCAGGUGACAUCGACGGUGGGCACGUCGCUGAGCAACCCGGCGGCCAUGGGCGCCGCCUACCCGUCCAGCGUCACGCUCCCGCAACAGACCAUGAUCAACAGUUAUCAGCAGCAACAACAACAACAGCAGCAACAACAGCAGCAGCAACAACAGACGACGUCGCCAGCGAAUGUCUACGGAGGAGCAGCUCUAUACACGCACGCGGCGUAUUCCUACCAGCCGCCGCCGCACAAGGACACGCACACCACACAGACACAGUACGACAGUUCAGUGGCGUCGAGCAACAGCCUGACGAGCACCACCACGCAGUCCUCAGCCGCGGCUAAAGUCACCACCACCACGAUAUCGUCAGCCGGCAGCGCAGCCACCAACGCGUACGCGGUCGCCGCCACCGCGUCCCCACUGUACAACAACACCGUGCAGCAGGGCAGCUACAGCUACGACGAGCAGUGCAUGCGGACCAUGCCGCACCACAUGGUAUGUACACUGAUGAAACUGCACCCUACUGCCGCCGCCGCGUCCCCACUGUACAACAACACCGUGCAGCAGGGCAGCUACAGCUACGACGAGCAGUGCAUGCGGACCAUGCCGCACCACAUGGUAUGUACACUGAUGAAACUGCACCCUACUGCCGCCGCCGCGUCCCCACUGUACAACAACACCGUGCAGCAGGGCAGCUACAGCUACGACGAGCAGUGCAUGCGGACCAUGCCGCACCACAUGGUAUGUACACUGAUGAAACUGCACCCUACUGCCGCCGCCGCGUCCCCACUGUACAACAACACCGUGCAGCAGGGCAGCUACAGCUACGACGAGCAGUGCAUGCGGACCAUGCCGCACCACAUGGUAUGUACACUGAUGAAACUGCACCCUACUGCCGCCGCCGCGUCCCCACUGUACAACAACACCGUGCAGCAGGGCAGCUACAGCUACGACGAGCAGUGCAUGCGGACCAUGCCGCACCACAUGGGUGGUUACUACGAAGUGGGUUAUGGAGUGGGCGGAGCUCGCGAGGGCUCGUUCGGUCUGGGCGCCGGCGAGCGCUUCGGCAGGGCCGACGCCGCGUCGCCGCAACAGGUGCCGGCAGCGUUACCCCCAGGCUAUGCGUACUUCUACCAACCCCCUCCUACCACAUACCAAUAUGGAGUAUACCCGUACGGCGGCGGCUCGUCAGUGGGUGGUGUCGGCGGCGUCGGAGCGGUCUCGGGAGCCGGGAAAGUGUCCACGUACACGCAGCAACAACCGCCGUAUGACGCUCAGGACACUUACAAAGCAGCGGGCGCCUACAACGCGCCAGCCAAACAGAGCGCGGCGGGCGGCGCGGCGGCCGCGGACCUGUCGUCCGCCAUGUACGCCAAGGCACACGUCGCUCUCAACAAGGUCAAUAGCUACGAGAAGGCGGGCUUCCACUCGGGCACGCCGCCGCCGUUCGGCGCCUCGCACCAUCUGUACAUACCGCACCACCACCACCACCACCACCCGCAUCAGAUGGAUGCCCGGGUGAACAGUAGUCAGAAUAGGCGGGAGUCGACUGCGGGAGGCGCGGGCGGCGCGGCGGGCGGGCGCGCGGGCGCGGGCAAGACGGCCGCCAAGCCCGCCUACUCGCAGAGCUACUGGCCGCCCAACUAAUGUGGGCUAGAGGAACUCAACAAACUGUCCUAAAGACAAAGACACAUGUAAAUAGAUUUCGUGGCGACACGCCCUCUCAACCGCAGUCAAUUUUCAACAGAAGAUUGGCCAACCCGGCCGGAUAGAGAUGUCGACACAACCAGCCACCACCCUCACUCGGCCGGGUUAUACGCAUCUCUGUAAUCUACAUUAUAUAAACACAUUAUAGAUUUAAACACAAGCGUGUACCUUAUAAUUUGUGUAAAUUAAAAAAGAAACGAUAAAAUCCUUUAUUAUUUUUUAAGGCAGGCAAAUUCCUAGUGCCGGGCAGUCAAAUCGUUUGAUAAUAAAAUCGUCGAGAUUAGAAUAGUGUAAUUGCAAUAUAUUAUUUUAGUUACAACCGUUUCGUUUUGUUUUUAGUAGAAACGUAACGAUUUGGGCGCCCCCGUAUCUCAGUUUUGCAUAUAAGUCCUAAGCAGCCUAGGUUACAAAUUGUUUAAAAUUAGUGGUAUAUCUUUUUAUAUAAUAUGUAUAUGUAUGUUAGUGAGCGGUGCGCUGUGCUCGCCGAGACUCUCUCUGUAUUUAGUUGACAGACUCUUUUGUAAUUACAUAAUUAAUUAUUAAAAUAUUAAAAAAUUGUAAUAGGUCGAUAAACGGUUAAAUGUAACAGUAAACAUUAAAUAGCGAGGUCUUUUUUAUGUGAAUGAUGAACGUUGUGGCAGAUUCAGGUCUGGCGUUUGAAAGUAUGAGGGAAUUACACAUAUUCGAACUUG